UAGCCAGAGAACAGAAAGAAAAUCUGACUGUGCAUGCGUGGAGGGUGAGCCGAGAGCACAGCCCCAACCCGAAGGCACCUCUGCAGGGGGAGACUGGAGAUUGUCUUUCCCGUCGGAGACGCCGGACACUCCAACCCAAACAAAUAGGUUACUCCUCAAGUGGAGAGGCAGCAUCUACAAACUACUGUACAGAGAAUUUAUUGUUUUUGCUGUACUUUACACAGCAAUAAGCUUGAUGUACAGAUUGUUACUUACAGGAGCCCAAAAACGUUUCUUUGAAAAAUUAUCAAUUUACUGUGACAGAUAUGCUGAACAAAUUCCAGUAACCUUUGUGCUUGGCUUUUAUGUUACUCUAGUAGUGAAUCGAUGGUGGAACCAGUUUGUGAAUCUGCCCUGGCCAGACAGGCUGAUGUUUCUCAUCUCCAGCAGUGUUCACGGAAGUGACGAACAUGGGCGCCUGCUCAGGAGGACGCUGAUGCGCUAUGUCAAUCUCACCUCCCUGCUCAUUUUCCGCUCAGUCAGCACAGCCGUGUACAAAAGGUUUCCCACAAUGGACCACGUGGUUGAAGCAGGUUUUAUGACAGCAGAUGAAAGAAAAUUAUUCGACCACCUGAAAUCUCCUCAUCUGAAAUACUGGGUUCCAUUCAUCUGGUUUGGAAAUCUCGCAGCUAAAGCCCGGAAGGAAGGUAGAAUCAGAGACAGUGUUGAUCUUCAAUCACUGAUGACUGAAAUGAACCGAUUUCGCUCCUGGUGCAGCCUCUUAUUUGGUUAUGACUGGGUUGGGAUUCCGCUGGUUUACACCCAGGUGGUCACGCUGGCUGUCUACACCUUCUUCUUUGCCUGCCUGAUCGGACGCCAGUUUUUGGAUCCCACCAAAGGCUAUGCGGGGCAUGACUUAGAUCUUUACAUUCCAGUCUUCACCCUCCUACAGUUCUUCUUCUAUGCAGGAUGGCUCAAGGUAGCUGAGCAGCUUAUCAAUCCUUUUGGAGAAGACGAUGAUGAUUUUGAAACUAACUGGUGCAUUGACAGAAAUCUACAGGUCUCUCUUUUGGCUGUGGAUGAAAUGCACAUGAGCUUACCCAAAAUGAAGAAGGAUAUUUACUGGGAUGAUUCUGCUGCUCGUCCACCAUACACACUGGCAGCUGCUGACUACUGCAUACCCUCAUUUCUGGGGUCAACUGUCCAAAUGGGGUUGUCUGGGUCUGACCUGCCGGGUGACGAGUGGCUCUGGGAUUUUGAGAAGCACGGUCAUCGCCAUUCGGUGAUUAGAAGGGUCAAGAGGUUCCUGAGCGCUCAUGAACACGCCUCAAGCCCCCGGAGGAGAAGCUACGGGAGGCAGGCCAGCGACAGCUCCAUGUUCUUCCCCCCGAGCGACCUCAGCCCGACCAGGGAUCUGCUGGAUGUGCCUCCAAGAAGCCAUCACCGUGCCUCGGCUGCCGGGAAGCACCCCCGGUCCCCAAAGGGGAGCCCCAAGCUGCGCUCCAGCCUGGGAGAGCUGUCCACCAUCCGAGAGACCAGCCUGAGUCCACAGUCCAGUGUGAGGGGCUCCCCCACCAAAAUGCCGCAGGUCCCCGAGGCAUUGGCCACAGCCACCAAAGCACUAGUGCCUGUGGCAGAGCACGACCACCGUGACUCCACGGCCUCCAUCCAGAGCUCCGACUUCACAGGGGUUCAGCCCAGCAGGCCUGAGCAGCAGGAGGACCCUGUGGAGUCGGUCCCGUUCUCCUCCGAGAAAGGGGUGCCUCCUAGGGACCCUCGCUCCCAGACUGUUCCAGCCAAAGCUGAGAGAAGCAGCCUCAAGUCUGCCUCUGAGGAAGACCCUCAUGAGAAGGACAAGUCCCCCCAAAAGUGGAGGCUCCUGGAGUCCAGCCGCACCUCCCUGGCAGGCCUGAGUCUGGAUCCCAUGAGCCCUGAGCCACUUCCUUUCUUGGACCCAGAAACAUCCUCAGAGACCAGUGGGAUCACCUUUGCGGCUGGUCCUCGAGUCUCUCCUGAUGUGCUGUAUCUAAUGGAAAACCUGGACACCAAAGAAACGGAUAUUGUAGAGUUCAACAGUGAGCAGACGGAGGAGUCUCCCAAGGGAAGGCCAGAACAUCCUAGGACCUGGUUCUAGCCUAGAUUCUUACUUCCCCAAAAGUUCAAGCAGUAGUUCCAGAACAUACCUGGGGGCUGGUCAAUUGUUUUUUUUAAAUGAUCAUGCUGUGUAAGCUACUUAAAACUUUGAAGGGCAUUAUGAUACUGACAUUACGGGAAGAUCAAACACAUUCAUGCUAUCUACCACAAAGUGACUUUCAUGGAAGUUACACAGACCACAGUGAUGUACCUUAAAUAAGGAAUCAUAUAAAUUCAUAGAUUGUUAUGAAUUAUAAAUUCAUAGGUUGUUUUAAAUUAUAAAUUCAUAGACUGCCUUAUAAAUUCAUAGAUUGUUAAGCUUUGAAAAAGAUUUUAUAGAUCACAGUCCGAUCCCCUAGUUUUGCCAAAAGGGAGAUGAAUGAUUCUCUGUUCCCCUUUUUUCUCCCCCCUUUCUUCUUUUCUUCAGUUAUAAAGACAAGGAGAUGGAUCAUAUGAUGCCUCAAAAGCCCCCUCCUAAUGCCAAUUUCCCUGUGUGCGUCUUUCUCACCAUCUCACUCCGCUUUCUAUAACUAUUAUCAUUUCCUAAUUCUCAAGUUUCAUCAGCAUCAGGAAGCUCCAUCUCCCUGCAACUUUCCUUUCAAUUUUCAGGACUUACUUUUCCUCUCCUCUGCCUUUACUUCCUCGUCCUUUUGUCCUUCUCGGGCCCCUAGUCUUUCUCCCUGUCCAGUGACUUUAGUCCACCCCCCACUUUCAGGCUGUAACGUUUUCUCCGCCGACUCUGUUGCUUACUCCCUGCCAUGAUUUUCAAGGAGGUUUUGGCAAAGUUUCCGAGGGAGCAAUUCAAGUGUCAGUUCAUCCAGCCUGCCUUCUCCCAGCCUCACAGGAAGGGGCGUGGGAGCUUUCUGAUCCCCACCACCCCCUCUCAGCCGGGCCGGCUCCUUCUGCAACCAGUCUCAGGUCCUGAAUACUGGGGAAGCCAUGAGGGCAUGAUAGCUGCAUAAUCAAAUGCUUCAGAAGCAAAGAACAAGGUUUGAAACCGUUCCACUCAGUCUUCAAGUAAAAAUUCCCAUUACGUCACAACACGGGACCAGUUACUGUGUCUGGCAGGUUGUCUGGGAUGAAGUAGGGUGUUGGAGUUAGGGAUCCAGGAUCACAAUGGGGAGGGGACAUUGACUAACUUCCUCCAAGGAGUUCUUGGUCUUAUCUGCUGGGGGCUCCCAACUUUGCCCGGAAGGCCAUGUCUAAAGAAUACUGCUCUAUUUCGGUCAUAUGAUGAAGCUUGACUGCAAGCUUAAGAAACAAAAUAAUCCUAAUUGCUACCACUUAUUGAGUGUUCACAAUAGCAUGUGAAGUUCACAGAUAAUCCUACUAAUCCUCACAGGAAUCCCAUGAAUUGAUAUACUAUUAGCUCUAUUAUUUUUUUUUUAACCUUGCCUAUGA
Odocoileus virginianus texanus is the source of this 3513-nucleotide messenger RNA. Lineage: Eukaryota; Metazoa; Chordata; Mammalia; Artiodactyla; Cervidae. The record is from RefSeq and is a predicted model, not a curated record.